Cylindrotheca closterium is the source of this 1359-nucleotide messenger RNA. NCBI's taxonomy places the organism in Eukaryota, Bacillariophyta, Bacillariophyceae, Bacillariales, Bacillariaceae. The record is from the annotation of a GenBank genome assembly.
AUGGAGAGAAACACUGAGGCUUUUGUCUGCGAACACGACAAGGCUGAUGUUCCGCAAGAUGUUUCUUCGGUCCAUUUCCAAGCGUCAGAGGUGUCAAGCAGAAUUUGUGCUCGACGUCGAUCUCUGGUCAGGGUUCAUUUCGACGAAGGACUCAAAGUGAUUGGUGAAGAGGCGUUCUUUGGUUGCUCUGCAUUGAAAGACUUGGGUCUCCCAUCGACUGUCAACAGUGCGGAAGCUGGAGUUUUUGCGGAAUGUACAAACCUGACACAGAUCGACAUUGCCAAGACAAAGCUAUCAGAGAUUGCUCCAAGAACAUUCCAAAACUGUUAUAAUCUGCGAAAAAUAUUGUUACCAUCAACUGUGGGUGAGCUUGGUGAUGAGGCUUUUCAAUGUUGCAUGCAGUUGGUGUCCGUAGAAAUUGUGGUGGGCGGUCAACAAAUGUCACGUAUUGGCACAAUGUGCUUUGAAGGAUGUGAGUCGUUGCGAAACCUGAGUUUGGGAGGCUGUUCGGAUGAACUGAUGAUUGGAGAAGACGCGUUUGAAGCUUGCGAGUCCCUUCUCGAAUGUGUUCAUUCCGAAGAAGCCCUUGUGAAGACGCUGAAGAUGCGCUUCCACGGUCUGGAUUUGCACAACUUGUGCUAUGGCCAUGCUCUGAAAAGUCAAGAGGAGCUAUCUAAGGAGCUUGGUUUGAUUGAUACAUCGAUUACCUCCCAACAGGAUGCUUUUGGGAUGACCGCACUGCAUAUUAUGGCAAUGGCCGAUUGUCCAAGCCUUGUCCUUUCCGAAGCACUCCUGGAGAGAAACAGCCGCGAUUUGCUGGUCGAGAACCAUUGGGGAGACCGACCUUUGCAAGAAGCUUGCGCAUGUGGGGCUCCGUUGGAGCUAAUCAAAUUGUUCGUCGAGAAGCUUAUCACCAGUUUUCCACAAGAAACUCCGGAUUGGUUGUCCCUGAUCCACGAGUCUGAUCACAUUGAGACCAUUCAAUAUUUGGUGCGAAAGAGCCUUGACAAAAAGGUCAACGAGUUGGGAUUGGAGAGAUGGAAGACUGCAAUCUUUAGCUCCUUGCAAGAUAUUGGAAGUGCCCCAAGAGCAAAUGCUAUGAUUCACUACAAUCGAACUGAACUUACUGGAAAGACGCGGAUCGUGCAACAAGUCGGCUAUAUUCAGCACAACCUCGAUACUCUCUUGCGGUUGGAAUGCUUGUCGCUGUUGGAGCUCGCCAUUUGGAAAUGUAAAAUGGCCAUAUCGCCUCCAGAUAUGGAUAGAAAUACCAUCCACAUACAAUGCGGUGUAGGGGUGGUGAUGAAGAACAUCCUUCCGUUUCUAGAUCCAAUCGGUGAGCAAGUGGCAGUGUUGUGA